Molecule: messenger RNA, 12488 nt
Organism: Melopsittacus undulatus (budgerigar)
Lineage: Eukaryota; Metazoa; Chordata; Aves; Psittaciformes; Psittaculidae
Gene: DMXL1
Product: Dmx like 1
Exons: 45
Coding region: 1-9126 (3041 amino acids)
Biological process (GO): vacuolar acidification
Cellular component (GO): RAVE complex
Molecular function (GO): protein binding
Source: RefSeq, a predicted model, not a curated record
AUGAACCUGCACCAGGUGCUGACGGGGGCUGUGAACCCCGGCGAUUACUGCUUCUCGGUGGGCAGCUUGCACGACCAGCCUUUCACGGCAUAUGCAUCAGGAUGUGAUAUUGUGGUACUGGGGACUGACUUUGAAAGAUUACAGAUAAUCCCUGGUGCAAAACAUGGAAACAUACAAGUGGGAUGUGUGGACUGUUCAAUGCAACAGGGGAAGAUUGCAGCUUCUUACGGAGAAGUGAUUUGUAUCUUUGAGCCAGUUAGCCUCAUGAAGCAGAACAGUGAUUUAACAUUACAUUAUCAGUGGCAGAAGAAUGCUCAAAUCUUACUGGAAGCCAUAGCACAUAAUCUAACAUGGGAUCCCACAGGCACUCGCCUUUUGACUGGUUCCAGUUGUCUUCAGCUUUGGUCCAAUGUUCCUUUGGAAAACUCUUCUGACAAUGACAGUGAAAGAACAGAUAUUGGACUUGGUGAAUGGAGGUGUAUCUGGCAGUGCAAAACUGCUUCUCAAGUUUGUUUAAUGAAAUUCUCACCGGAUGGGGAGUUUUUUGCUACUGCAGGAAAGGAUGAUUGUCUCGUGAAGGUAUGGUACAAUACAGACAGCUGGCGAUCAGCUGUAACACCACCUGGUGCAAGUCCAGAAAAACAAGCAAAAGAAGUUCAUUUUUCAUUUGUUUAUUUGGCUCAUCCUCGAUCAGUAAAUGCAAUUUCAUGGAGGAAGACCAGUAAAUUCAUGCCACGUGGUGCUGUCUGCAAUGUACUUCUGACUUGCUGUAAGGAUAAUGUUUGUCGUAUCUGGGCAGAGACUUUGUUACCCAAUGACAGUCUGUUGAAUGGUGGACGAUACAACAACUGGAGUGAAGCAGCUAACUUCACAAGUAACUUCAAGAGAAAUACUUCAAGUAAGGAAAAAGUGCAAAAUGCCUUAGAGUUAAACCUGAGGCACUUUCGACGAGGAAGGAGGAGGACAGGUGCUGUUGUAGCACAUACUGGGUAUGCUCCACAUCAGCGAGAUGCCCAUGAAGUUCACAGGAACACCCUUCCUCAUGCAAAUGCACUUUGUAAUUUCCAUAUUGCUGCCAGUAUCAAUCCAGCCACAGAUAUUCCUCUACUCCCUUCUAUAACAUCUCUGAGUCUUGGUGAAAAUGAAGAAACAAGUGGACCUUUUGUUGUGCACUGGCUGAACAAUAAAGAACUUCAUUUUACUUUAUCCAUGGAAGUAUUUUUGCAACAACUUAAAAAGAGUUUUGAGCAUCAUUCCCCUGAGACUAACACUGAGGAAUCUAAUCAAAUGGAUGGCAGAUCAGAAGAAGUUAAUGAAAAUGGAGAUGAACAAAAAAAAGGAAACCAAGAAAAGAAGGAUCUGGGUGAUGAGAAAACUACUGCAAAUUCAAAUUUCAUUCCUUUAUCUUCUGCUAUUAUUGAUCAUGAAAUUGAAAUACUACUUUCUGAAUGGAGUAAAAAUGCUGACAUGCUUUUCAGUAUACAUCCUAUGGAUGGUUCACUGCUGGUAUGGCAUGUGGACUGGCUAGAUGAAUACCAGCCUGGCAUGUUUCGCCAGGUGCAGGUGUCAUUUGUCUCAAGAAUUCCUGUAGCAUUUCCAACGGGUGAUGCAAACUCUCUUUGCAGAAGCAUAGUGAUGUAUGCUUGUACCAAAAAUGUCCACUUAGCUAUCCAACAAGGCAAACAAAAGCCUCCUGGCCUCACACGGUCUUCAUCUAUGCUUAUCUCUUCUGGACACAGUAAAUCCACCAACAGUUUAAAACUAAGUAUCUUCACACCUAAUGUUAUGAUGAUUUCCAAACAUGCAGAUGGGUCACUGAACCAGUGGCUAGUGAGUUUUGCUGAGGAAUCUGCUUUUUCAACUGUACUCAGUAUUUCACAUAAAUCCCGAUAUUGUGGUCACCGUUUUCAUCUUAAUGACUUGGCUUGCCACUCAGUAUUACCACUGCUGCUUACAACCUCACAUCACAACACUCCAAUUUCACCAGACAUUGAGAAUGCAAAACAGGCAAAUGAUUCUUUAAAGUCUCAGGAGUCACCAGCAAGAUUUCAGAGUAGAGGCAAUGCAGAUGUAACAUCCCAGGAUCCCAAUGCAGUUUACAGUGAGCUUAUUCUUUGGAGAGUUGACCCUGUUGGGCCUUUGUCCUUUUCUGGUGGAGUUUCUGAACUUGCUCGGAUCAAUUCUCUCCAUGUUUCAGCCUUUUCUAAUGUUGCAUGGCUGCCCACACUUAUACCCAGCUACUGCCUUGGUGCAUAUUGUAAUUCUCCAAGUGCCUGCUUUGUGGCUAGCGAUGGACAGCAUUUGAGAUUAUAUCAAGCUGUAAUAGAUGCUAAGAAACUUUUGUGUGAGCUCUCCAAUCCAGAAAUUUCGAAAUAUGUUGGUGAAGUUUUUAACAUCAUAAGUCAGCAAUCUACAGCUCGCCCAGGAUGUAUCAUUGAACUGGAUGCUAUCACAGAGCUACAUGGCAGGAAAACACAGUUAUUUCAUGUUUUUCAAGAAGACUUCAUCUCAAGUAACCAGGAGAAGGAAAUACCUGAAAAGAAGACCAAUUCAUCAGACUCUGGAAACCAGUGGAAUGGAUUCUCGGAAAAAUUCUACUUAAUAGUAGUGGAGUAUACGCAAAACUGUUCAUUGCUACAUAUGUGGCAUUUACAUCUGAAGUCAAUUCCUGUCUCAGUAGAUGAAAAGAUAGAUUCAACUACAGCUGGAUCGGCAACACAAACAGAAGUGUAUUCUUUACCAGGUCUAGAGAAGAUCCAAUCACCUUUCACUCAAAAGUAUCAGGCCUGUAGAGCAAACCUUCAGAGCACCAGCAGGCUCUCACUGUCUUCCAAAAUGGUAUAUAGUCAAAAGUUGAAUUUGCCAGAAGGAGUAGAGAUAAUAAGUGUGAAGCCAUCAGCAGGGCAUCUGAGUUCUUCUUCUAUAUACCCUGUUUGUCGUGCACCAUAUCUGCUGGCUACUUCAUGCUCUGAUGGAAAAGUUCGAUUCUGGAGAUGCAGGGUUACUACUGAAUCAUCAGCUUCUUCCAUGCCAGAGUGUAGCGCACGAAGUGAUGUCACUUACGUAUGGGAAGAGUGGCCAUUGAUGAUUGAGGAUGGAUUUCUUAGUAGUAGUGCUAUUAAUGUUCCAGGAAGGCCAACCGAAGUUAGCUGUGCACACACGAACAGAUUAGCAGUAGCAUACAAGCAGGUAACAUCUAAAACCGGUAAUCUUUCUGAAGAUUUUAUAAUGCAUGUUAGUAUUUUUGAAUGUGAGUCUACAGGGGGUUCUUCUUGGAUUCUAGAACAGACUCUUCAUUUAGAUGAGAUAGGCACUGUGUUACACUCUGGUGUUAGUAUUGAUAGUAAUUUAGUGGCAUAUAACCGACAAGAUGUUUCUCUGUCUCAUGGUGGGAAUAUUAUGCCCAGGGCUAAGCACUUGGUACACUUAGAUUGGAUGUCUAGGGAAGAUGGUUCACAUGUUCUAACAGUGGGAAUUGGAUCCAAACUUUACAUGUUUGGUCAGCUGUCUGGGAGAAUGCAAGAACAAAAUGGCAAGGAGAUUGUGGCAUUCUCACAUAGUGGUGGUAUGAAGGCUACAACUCUUUCUGGGUUUGUUCUGCUGCGCUCUGUUGACUUGGUUUCAUCUGUAGAGGGUUCGCCUCCUUUUCCAGUCUCCUUGUCUUGGGUGCGCGAUGGCAUUCUUGUAGUUGGAAUGGAUUGUGAAAUGCAUGUUUACUCCCAGUGGCAAUCUCCUUCCAAGCAGGAACUAGUUAGUACAGAUUCCUACAGUGGAAGUAUGCCAUCUAUAACUGGCUUAAUAAAACAAAGCCUGUCAGCCAUCUCAGGUCUGCACCCACCAAAACGAACAUUGACCAGAUCUAUGACCAGCCUUGCACAGAAACUUAGUGGUAAAAGAUCUGCCUGUGAUCUUUCUGCGGAAAUGGAAGAUUCUGGUCUUUUUGAAGCAGCUCAUGCAUUAUCUCCCACUUUACCUCAGUACCAUCCGUAUCAACUGUUGGAACUCAUGGAUCUUGGUAAAGUACGUAGAACAAAAGCCAUUCUGUCCCAUCUAGUAAAGUGCAUUGCUGGAGAAGUUGUUGCUAUAAAUGAAUCUGAACCUAAUCAUGAUAAGAGGCUCAGAUCUCUGACCAUCAGUGCUAGUGGAAGUACUGCAAGAGAUCCCAAAACAUUCAGCAAAACUGAGACUACAGACUAUAUUGAAAUAGACUCUGUUCCACCAUUGCCUUUGUAUGCUCUGCUUGCUGCAGAUGAGGAUUCAUCUCAUUCCUGUUCAGAGAAGUCUAAUAAUAAAAAUAAAAAAGAUAAGCCUAGUGACAGUUAUGAAGAUCUCUUUCAAAAUACUGCUGUAAGUACAGAUGAACUGGUUACAUUUGAUGCAGAUGAAGACAAUUCAAAACCAAAAGUCAUCGAUCUUGCUCAGUAUAGCCCAACUUACUUCGGACCAGAGCAUGCCCAAGUUCUUUCUCGUCACUUGCUUCAUUCAAGCUUGCCAGGUCUGACUAGAAUGGAGCAAAUGUCAUUGAUGGCCUUGGCAGAUACAAUUGCUACUACCAGUACUGAAAUUGGAGAAAGCAGAGACAGAAAUCAGGGUGGUGAAACUCUUGAUGAAUGUGGUUUAAAAUUUGUAUUGGCUGUUCGGCUUCACACAUUUCUAACAACUGCACUUCCUCCUGUACAUCGAGCUCAACUGCUCCACCAAGGCUUAUCUACUAGUCAUUUUGCCUGGGCGUUUCAUUCAGUAGCAGAAGAAGAACUACUGAGCAUGCUCCCUGCAGUGCAGAAAGGAGAUCCAGCAUGGUCAGAACUCAGAGCUAUGGGUAUAGGAUGGUGGGUUCGGAAUAUCCAUAGCCUGCGGAAAUGCAUAGAAAAGGUGGCUAAAGCAGCCUUUCAGCGAAACAAUGAUCCACUUGAUGCGGCCAUUUUUUACCUUGCAAUGAAAAAGAAGGCUGUGAUCUGGGGACUAUACAGGUCCCAAAAAGACACUAAAAUGACACAGUUUUUUGGAAACAACUUUACUGAGGACAGAUGGCGUAAAGCAGCAUUGAAGAAUGCUUUUUCUUUGCUAGGCAAACAGCGUUUUGAACAUUCUGCAGCAUUUUUCUUGUUGGCAGGACACUUAAAAGAUGCAGUGGAGGUCUGCCUUGAAAAACUGAAUGACAUUCAGUUGGCUCUUGUAAUAUCAAGACUUUAUGAAUCAGAGUUUGAAGUAUCUAGUACUUACAAAUCUGUACUACAGAAGAGAAUUCUGGGAAGUGUGUGUCCUGGAAAAGAAAGCUUAGAAAACAUGCACUGUGACCCUUUUCUGCGAAGUAUGGCUUACUGGAUUUUGGAAGAUUAUAGCAAGGCUCUUGACACUUUAAUUAAACAUUCUGUUGAAGAUGGAGGUAAGAGUGGCUCAUCAAGUUGUAACCCUGCAGUGUUUAACUUCUAUAACUACUUAAGAACACAUCCUCUCUUGUUGAGACGUCAUUUUGGCUCUUCUGAUACAUCCUCCACACACAUUUGCCUAACAGUAGAAAAUGGAUUAGCUGACAAAAUCAACAUGGGUGAAAGGCGGUUGUUUUUUACCACUGCAUAUGCUCAUCUAAAAGCUGGUUGCCCUAUGCUGGCAUUAGAAGUGUUAUCAAAGAUGCCCAAAGUUGUCAUGAAGUCAAAGUCAUUCUGUAGAUCCCCUAGUUUAAUGGAUACUAGUAAAGACUUCUCACCAUCUUCUCUAGUUAAAGAGUCAGAAACAAAAGACCAGUCUUCCAGUAUUGAUUGGUCACAGCCAGUGCUGAAUGGUCGAGGUUCCUCUUCAGAUUGUUCAUCAGGAAAACAUUCCUGUUCAACUCUUUCCUUUGAUUGGAGCCAGCCAAGUGUGGUAUUCCAAGAUGAGCCCUUAAAACUACAGUCAGAUAGUGAUGGAAGUGAGAGUGAAGAUUCUUCCCUGGUAAUGAAAGAGUUAAAACCUCUGAAGAAAACUGAAAAAUUAUAUGAAGGAAGUUCUAGCUACACAGAAUCUUUCAGUGUCGUUGAUGACAGAGAUAUUCUAAGUCAAUCAGAAGAUAUCAUUUCAGCACAACUGAAGUUUAGAGCAUGCCUUAAAAUUCUUACUGUAGAGCUUCGUACGCUGUCCACUGGUUAUGAAAUAGAUGGUGGGAAGCUGAGGUAUCAGCUUUAUCAGUGGCUUGAAAGAGAAGUGGUAGCUCUUCAAAAGACAUGUGACUAUAGUGUCGAAGUAGAAGAUACACACUCAGAAAUUAGCAUGUUGCCAGAGGAAGCUACAUUACAUGAAAACACUGAAGACUUAGCUGACGAGCAAAAACAUACACUACAGAAAGAAGACUUUCAGAAGAGACGACAAUGGCUCCUGAAAUACCAGUCUCUCCUAAGAAUGUUCCUUAGUUACUGUAUACUUCAUGGCUCUCAUGGUGGAGGUUUGGCAUCAGUCAGAAUGGAAUUAAUUCUGCUGCUGCAAGAAUCUCAGCAGGAACAGUCAAUACAGAUAGCUGCCAGCCCUCUGCCAGAGCAGAGUUCCAUACCUCUCCUAUUUGCUUGCACAGCGAGUGCCAAAACAGUGGUGGCUAAUCCAUUGUUACAUCUUGGUAACUUAACUCAUGAUAUAUUGCAUGCCAUAGUAAACCUUGAUUCACCACCUCAUCCAGAUACUCAGAACAACAAGGUAUACAUAAUGCAUACCUUAGCAGCAUCACUCUCUGCCUGCAUCUACCAAUGUCUUUGUGAUGGUCACAGCUACAGCUCAUUUCAAGCGAAUCAGUUCACUGGAACAGUGUAUCAGACAGUGCUAUUAACUCAGCGCCAUUCUUUAAGAACAGCAAGCUUAGAAGAAACAGUGACUCCCAAUACAUCACCUGCUGAGUGGCCAGGAAUAACAGCUCUAAUACGUCUCUUGAAUUCUGCUGGUGAGGAAGCUCAGCCAGGUCUCACAGUUUUACUCUGUGAAAUUCUAACUGCAGUAUACCUGAGUCUGUUCAUUCAUGGCCUAGCCACACAUUCUAGCAAUGAGUUGUAUAGAAUUAUGGCUCAUCCACUUAACAAUAAGAUGUGGUCUGCUGUCUUCGGAGGAGGAGCUCAUGCACCCAGCAGAGGACAACUUCAAUUAAAGACAAAACCUGUUUCUUCCUCUGCAGAUGAUGGAGAGAAACAACAAAAACGUUACAGACUGUCAUCAGAAACAUCUCCAAAAGAGAGUUCUCAGUUACCUGCAUUGCCAUUGGUAGACCAAGAAUCUCCAUUUUACAAAGAAAGAUUUAUUCCUCCUGAGCUCAGCAUCUGGGAUUAUUUCAUUGCAAAGCCUUUUCUUCCAUCACAAAGUAGAGUGGAAUAUGAUUCAGAAGAAAGUCAGGAAAGUCGUGAAGAUGAUGAAGAUAUUGAUGGAGAUGUCUUUGCAUCAAAUUCACAUAAUCAAGAGCAUUCUAAUUCAAAUUCAUACAGUUGGUCACUGAUGAGAUUGGCAAUGGUUCAGCUGGUACUUCACAAUUUGAAGACUUUCUACCCUUUGGCUGGACAUGAUCUUUCAGAGCUUCCAGUUAGCUCCCCGAUAUGCCAUGCAGUGUUGAAAACACUACAGCGCUGGGAACACGUUCUCCUCCGACGUCUUGAGCUAUAUGGGGGUCCACCUCAACAUUAUAUUUCAGUUCAUGCUUCUGAAGAUAUCCUAGCUGCUGGUCCUGCAUUGCUUCGCCACAAAACUUUACUUGAGCCUACAAACACUCCAUUCAGAUCUAACAGUUACGUUGCACUAUCAGUGAAGAGGCUCUGGCAGUAUCUGGUUAAACAGGAAGAAAUCCAGGAAACCUUUAUCAGAAAUAUUUUUACAAAGAAGCAAUGCCUUAAUGAGUCAUUAGAGGAGCACAAUGAAACCAUGAAAAAUUCUGUGAUGGAGGAGCCCAUCAUCAAUAAGGUAGAAGCAGAUACAGGAUACCCAGGAAGCAAGGCAAGAAUAAUCCAUAAAGAGUCUGACAUCAUUACUGCUUUUGCAGUCAAUAAGGCUAAUCGGAACUGCAUUGCAAUAGCAUCGAGUCAUGACAUACAAGAAUUAGAUGUUUCUGCAAUUUUAGCUACACAAAUCUAUACCUGGGUUGAUGAUGAUGUGGAAAUAGAAAAUAAAGGGGCUGAUGAUUUCUUAGUUAUACAUGCUCGUGAUGAUCUGGUAAAUGUUCAGGGAACCACUCCCUAUACUCAUAGUAGUCCCGGCACACCUAUCAAUAUGCCUUGGCUUGGUAGUACACAAACUGGCAGGGGUGCAUCUGUGAUGCUCAAGAAGGCUAUUAAUAAUAUCAGAAGAAUGGCUUCUCAUCCAACAUUACCAUAUUACCUGACAGGUGCUCAAGAUGGAAGUGUAAGAAUGUUUGAAUGGGGUCAUGCACAGCAAAUCACAUGUUUUCGGUCCGGUGGCAACUCAAGGGUAACUCGAAUGAGAUUCAAUUACCAAGGAAAUAAGUUUGGAAUUGUUGAUGCUGAUGGAUAUAUAAGUUUAUAUCAAACAAACUGGAAAUGUUGUCCACUUACUGGUACUUCACCUAAACCAUAUUUGACUUGGCAGUGUCAUAAUAAGACAGCCAAUGACUUUGUUUUCAUCAGUUCAUCAUCUUUGAUAGCCACAGCAGGAUCAUCUUCUGACAACAGAAAUAUUUGUCUUUGGGAUACUUUGGUUUCACCUACAAAUAGCUUGGUGCAUGCUUUUAUCUGUCAUGAUAGUGGAGCAACUGUGCUAGCAUAUGCUCCAAAACAUCAGCUGUUAAUCUCUGGAGGCAGAAAAGGCUUUACAUGUAUAAUUGAUCUUCGACAAAAACAGCAGCAACAGUUACUCCAGAGUCAUGAUUCUUCAGUCAAAGCGAUUGCUGUUGAUCCCACAGAAGAGUAUUUUGUCACAGGAUCUGCUGAAGGCAACAUAAAGGUGUGGAGUCUGUCUACAUUUAAUCUUCUUCACACUUUCGUCAAUGAGCAUGCUCGACAGUCUCUCUUCAGAAACAUUGGGACAGGAGUCAUGCAAAUUGAGACAGGACCAGCAAAUCACAUAUUCUCCUGUGGUGCUGAUGGAACAGUAAAGAUGAGGAUCUUGCCUGAUAGAUUAAGCCCUUUAAAUGAUGUGUUAAAAAAUGAUGUGAAAUUUAUGAUGUAGUAUUUUUCUCAGAACAGUGUAUAACAUUCCCCUUCUACCAUCCCUGAAAAUAUUUUUCCUGGAACUAGCCAACAAAGCAGAUACACAAUGAUAGCUUGUGCCACAAAGAUGCACUUUUUGGGUUUUUUUUGCCCCCAUAUUUAUUACCUGAAACUUUAAGUCCCUGAUGCACUGAUGCCUUAAGGAUUAGCAAGGUUCUUCAGACUUUGAUUGUUGCCUGAAAUAAAAGCUAUAUAUGGCUCCAAAUUAUAUAGUUAUAAUACUAUUAAGAUGUUGCUGAAGUAGUUUACUCUUUCUUUUGAGGUAGUUACACUCCCACCUUGUGCAUAGCCUCUGUCCAGAGGGAAACCAGAUGAUGUUACUCUUUCACUGUGGUGACUAUUACAACUGUCUCUCUUCUGAAUUCUAGUCAGCUGACAUUAAAGCAUUUUACCUAUGUAUAGAAGAGAAAGCCAGAGUCCUGGCCAUGCAAGCAUUCAUAUAAUAAGCCACUAUCUGUCUCCAUUCCUGGAAGCCAGGCUGUUUACCUCUCUAACUUGCCUGAUCUCCUUCCUCUGAUCUAGGAUAUAAGAAACUGAAAGAUGUUCUGUGACUUGAAUCACUGCCAUCAGGAUGGCAGGCUUACCUAUUAAAAAGAAAUAUAUUUUUUACCCUGAACACUCCCUUUACAAAUAUCUGUAAAUAUUAACAUAUAUCUUCCUAGUAAAAUAGUCAAGAUUGUGUGAAGAUUCAGUCUUGAUCAAAAAGAUGCAGGAAGAUACAUACUGCUUUAGGAUAUGGCACUAGAAUUUCUUCAAAGACUAUUUAUUUACAUGUCUGUAGAGGGGAAUAAAAUAAUUUAUUUUUACAUUUUUUUCCAGUAAGACUUUUAUUUAGCCCAAAGAUACUCAGUUCACACUUAGCACUUAUGUUCUUGUUUGUCUGCUUUUCCUAAGUACUUUACAAAAAAAGAAAAAGUAAAAAACUUCAACAGCAAAGUACUUUAAUUCUAUCUUUGUAUGUAUGUUUACAUCUGGUAUAAAAUGAAAGACAAAAUAUUUUGGAAAAUAUAGAUGGGUUUUUUUGCCAAAAUAUUAAACCGCAUAACUUAAAUGUUUGACCAAAUUAUUAAUGCACAAAGCCUUUUACUUUUUUGUUUUGUUAGCUUAAAACUGUUUCUGUAAGUAUUUUAGUUUACUUUUCCUGACUUGAGAGCCUGACAAAGGUUUAAUUUGUAAAUUAGAUGUGAGGCUGGAUUACUUGAAUGCUGAUGGUGUACUUUUUGCUAAAAGAUAUUUUGUGAAAUAUAGCACCAAGAUACUAACUGUAAAAUAAACUUGUCAAAUUAGAAACUAUGGGGAUAAAUAAAGCAUAGCAGAAAUGAAGGGCUUGCAAAACGAACUUUAUAACAUUCUCAGGAUGCUUUUCUCUUAAGAAUAUAAAAUUGUUUAAAAAGAUUUUAUAAAAUGUAUUAAGGUCAUUUUAAAUAUAUGUUUCGCAGGUUGCAGUGCAAACACUAUGAAGGUCUUUAUGCACAUAACCUAAUUUUUCAGAUUGUGCAAUAAAAAGAAUGUGAAUAUUUUGCCAUGAAGAAACAUGUGACAGCAUUUCAAACUGGUACAGCUGUUCAGUGUAAUUGUAAUUGCUCUACCACACUUUACACAUUGAAAUAUAUAUUGAUCUCAAAGCAGUUUAAGUACAGUGGUGGACCAGAAAAGUGACUGACUAAAAUUGAUAACACCUUACCAGACUUGCCCAAUGUGUAUGUCAUAUCUGCUCAGUGGCUGAGUUUCUAAUAUUCCUUAUGCUUAUCAAAGAAGGAAAACAAUGGAGUUAACAGUAGCACACUCCUUUGGAAUCAACUGAAACCCUGACUGUAUUGCUGCUUAUUUACAUGCAUUAGUUUUAUGCACCCACGGAACUAAUAAAGUUACAUUCAAAAAAGAAAAAUGUGCAAAAAUCAUGGCAAUAUUAUAUAAUUAUGAUGUCCUUGAUGUUUUGUCCUUAAAUAUUUAUCUCAUUAGCUUUAGUAUUUCAAGCUCAGUUUAUUGUACUGGCAAUCACAAAAAGCUGUCCUAUCAUCUGCAAACUGAGCAGAUUUCAUAUGUAAUUUGCCAAGACAUAUGAUGUUGUCAUUUUUUCUGAGUAGAGCUGCACUGUGAAUAAUCCUGGCAAAUUUAGUCUUAUACCAGAAAACUACUGACUGUGAGCAGGCAUUUUUCAAUAAUGCUUAUAGUUGCCAUAAGCUACUCUCAAAAUGAAAUUAUGUAAAAUCAAGAUAUAUUUGCCACACCCUCAUAAUCUACCCAAUAAAUCCUGCAGAAACUCAACCUUUUAGAGUUCCAUGUUCCUGCUACUUCAUUUAAAAAUUAGUUGUUUGCUUGUAUAAUGUUUAUUGGUGUUUAACAAUUAUAGUAAGUCAAAUUACUGGUAACUUUCUUGUAAUGAUGCAAUCAAUUAGUUAACUUCUGUUGUAUAUGAAACGUUCAAAGGGACACUCUCAACUUUAAAUCUAGUCUAAUUGGGGAAAACUAAGCUCAGCAGUCUUUCAGCUGCAGCCCUUAAACUUUUCCAGUGACUUCUGCCCUCCGGCAGUUAAUACAUUCUGCCUGUUGCUAUGCAGGUUACUCAAACAGAAGGGUAACAGUGGCUACACAGAGGGAUUGUGUGCUUGAAGUAGCCAUGUGCACAAAUUGAACUUAAACUUUUUGUUUGCCAGUCCUUAGUCAACAAUAAUUCCAUGUCCAGGCAAAAUAGCUUGUAGUUGAUAAUGUCCCUUUCAAAAUAUCAUAGAUUAGCAGCUGUGAUGUGUUUGUUUAUGUAACAAUACAUAAUACAAUCGGAGUGUGUCAUUCUUGUGUUGCCAAUUCAGUUACCUCAAACAGGUAUACUAUCCCAGUUCUUUACCAUUACUUUGUAACCUGUGAGAGUUAAAACUGGCCAUCAGGGUACUUAAACUGGCUUGCUGUGUGACUUUCAACUAGAAAAUUCUCAGCUUACAGCUGAUGUUGUGGGAUGGUUAUGGAUAAAGAUGGAUAGUGGAAUAGAUGCAGAUUUUGUACCAUGCUGCUGUGGCGCAAGGUGAGUUUAUACAUGUUCUACUGCAUUUUAGAAAACUCACUAUCAGUUACAGGAAAUAAACUGUUGAGAUACGCUACAUUAGGUACCACUCCUUUCCUCUUAAGAGCACUGAGUGUUAGAUUAGUUGCAAUAGGUAUUAAAAAAGUAAGUGAUUAAAAGGAAAUAAGCUCGGAGAUGAUGUGUUCUCCAAGGUAAUUUUUUCAAAUGUUUAUUUUUACUAAAAAUAGUAAAACCACCACUAAUGGCAGGUUCAGCACACUGAUUAAACUACUUUCUAUAAAAUAAAAAGAUUGAUUUACUAA